Zootermopsis nevadensis is the source of this 5135-nucleotide messenger RNA. It is a transcript of the gene Upf1, whose product is annotated as Upf1 RNA helicase. NCBI's taxonomy places the organism in Eukaryota, Metazoa, Arthropoda, Insecta, Blattodea, Termopsidae. Gene Ontology annotation, molecular function: hydrolase activity; zinc ion binding; ATP binding. The record is from RefSeq and is a predicted model, not a curated record. Gene Ontology annotation, biological process: nuclear-transcribed mRNA catabolic process, nonsense-mediated decay. Gene Ontology annotation, cellular component: cytoplasm.
ACUAUUCAAGCAUGCCAAGUGCUGACGUAACGUAAAGAACUUGGGAACAUGGCGAAAGGCUUGUAGAUAACCAAAAGAAAGGAAAUUAUUUGCUAGAUAGCUUGGUGUUUUAAAGUGAUUUGUAUUAUUUUGCCACUUGUUGCGUAGUGCAUGUUUUAUUACGAAAAUCCAGGAAAAAAGAAGACCUGAAGAUGAGUGUAGAUGCCUAUGGACCAAGCUCGCAAACGCUUACAUUCUUGGACACGGAAGAAGCAGAUUUGAUUGGUGCUGAUACUCAAGGAUCCGAGUUUGAUUUCACAGAUUUUACACUACCUUCACAAAGCCAAACACAGGCUUCACAAUUGGAUGCUGGACAAAUCCAAACUACACAAAGUCAGGUGAAUGGCGAGGUUGGAGAAAAUGGUAUAGAUACUGACCUAACAGCUACAACUAAAGCUCUUGGGGAAUUGCAGUUUGAAGAGGAAGAUGAUGAAGCCUACUACAAUAAGGAUUUGCCAGAAUAUGCAUGUAAAUACUGUGGAAUACAUGAUCCGAGUUGUGUGGUCAUGUGCAAUGUCUGUAAAAAAUGGUUCUGCAAUGGUCGAGGAAAUACGUCCGGUUCUCAUAUUAUCAACCAUCUUGUCAGAGCCAAACACAAGGAAGUGACUUUGCAUAAGGAUGGUCCACUUGGCGAGACUGUUCUGGAAUGUUAUUCCUGUGGUGUGAGGAAUGUGUUUGUUUUGGGUUUUAUCCCAGCCAAAGCAGACUCGGUCGUCGUACUCCUUUGUCGUCAGCCCUGUGCUGCCCAAAGUUCUCUGAAAGAUAUGAACUGGGACCAAGAACAAUGGAAGCCACUUAUCGCAGACCGUUGUUUCUUAACCUGGCUGGUAAAGAUUCCUUCGGAGCAGGAACAACUUCGAGCAAGGCAGAUAUCUGCUAUGCAGAUAAACAAGUUGGAAGAACUUUGGAAGGACAAUGCUGAUGCUACCUUUCAGGAUUUAGAAAAACCAGGUGUUGACGAGGAACCACAGCAAGUAUUGCUGAGAUACGAAGAUGGUUAUCAGUAUCAGAACAUAUUUGGACCAUUGGUGAAGUUGGAGGCUGACUACGACAAGAAACUAAAAGAAUCACAGACACAAGAAAAUAUUGAAGUCCGCUGGGAUGUUGGACUCAACAAGAAGACAAUAGCAUAUUUCACUCUUGCUAAAACUGACGGAGACAUGAAGUUGAUGCAUGGAGAUGAAUUGCGUCUACGCUACCUGGGGGAACUGCACAAGCCAUGGUCAGGAGUGGGUCAUGUGAUCAAAAUACCAGAUAAUUUUGGUGAAGAAGUUGGUAUUGAACUGAAGAACAAUAGUGGUGCCCCUACUGACUGUAUCUCACACUUUGUUGUUGACUUCAUUUGGAAAUCAACUUCAUUUGAUAGAAUGCAGUUGGCCCUAAGGAAAUUUGCUGUUGAUGACUCCUCAGUAUCUGGUUACAUAUAUCAUAGGUUGCUUGGUCAUGAUGUAGAGGAAGUCUUGUUUCGCUGUCAUCUACCAAAACAUUUUUCAGCGCCUAAUCUUCCAGACCUGAACCGUUCACAGGUUUAUGCAGUGAAACAUGCAGUUCAGCGUCCACUGUCACUAAUCCAAGGUCCACCAGGAACAGGCAAAACUGUCACAUCAGCCACCAUCGUUUACCACCUGGUGAAGCAGAGCGGUGGCUCCGUCCUAGUUUGUGCUCCUUCCAAUAUAGCUGUUGACCAGCUGACUGAGAAAAUUCACCGAACAGGGCUUAAAGUGGUGCGUCUUUGCGCCAAAUCCCGCGAGGCCAUUGAGUCUCCUGUCUCAUUCCUUGCUCUCCACAAUCAGAUACGCAACAUGGAUUGUAACACUGAGCUACAGAAAUUACAGCAACUUAAAGAUGAGACUGGAGAACUUUCAUCUGUAGAUGAGAAGCGUUACCGAAUGUUGAAGAAAGCAGCAGAGAAGGAGCUCCUUGAGGCAGCCGAUGUGAUAUGCUGCACCUGCGUGGGAGCCGGUGAUCCCCGUCUCCAACGAUUGAAGUUCCACUCAAUUCUUAUUGAUGAGAGCAUGCAGUCCACCGAACCAGAAUGUAUGGUUCCAGUUGUCUUAGGAGCCAAGCAGCUGAUCCUUGUCGGAGACCAUUGCCAGCUGGGUCCUGUAGUGAUGUGCAAGAAGGCGGCUCGUGCUGGCUUAUCACAGUCAUUAUUUGAGAGAUUGGUUGUUCUGGGGAUCCGUCCAUUCCGGUUGGAAGUACAGUAUCGAAUGCAUCCUGAACUGUCUCGUUUCCCCUCCAAUUUUUUCUACGAGGGCUCCCUCCAGAAUGGUGUUUGUGCAGAGGAACGCAAACUGACCAAAAUUGAGUUCCCGUGGCCACAGCAGGACAAGCCGAUGUUCUUUUAUGUGACACAGGGUCAAGAAGAAAUUGCAGGGUCGGGAACUUCGUAUUUAAAUCGUACUGAAGCCUCUAAUGUGGAGAAGCUGGCGACACGCUUCUUGCGUUGCGGUGUAAAACCCGAACAGAUCGGUGUUAUUACCCCUUAUGAAGGACAGCGAGCUUACUUGGUUCAGUAUAUGCAGUACCAAGGGUCUCUUCAUGCUAAGUUGUACCAGGAGAUUGAGGUGGCAAGUGUUGAUGCAUUCCAAGGCAGAGAGAAGGAUUUAAUUAUUAUGUCAUGUGUCCGUUCUAACGAACAUCAAGGGAUUGGAUUCCUCAAUGAUCCACGGCGUCUCAAUGUAGCUCUUACCCGUUCAAAAUAUGGCAUCAUUAUUGUUGGAAAUCCAAAAGUGCUAUCUAAGCAACCACUGUGGAAUCAUCUGCUUAAUUUCUACAAAGAACAGAAAGUUCUGGUAGAAGGACCAUUGAACAACUUGAAAGAGUCGCUAAUCCAGUUCUCAAAACCCAAGAAGCUUGUAAAUGCAGCUAAUCCUGGGACACACUUCAUGUCCACAUCUGUGUAUGAUGCACGUGAGGCUCUGGUCCCGGGAAGUGUGUAUGACCGAACGGGGCAUAUGAAUGGUACAUCUGCACCGUCCCACUUCUUCCCCAGACCAAAUGGUGGAGGCGUCGCAGUGGAUAUGUAUACUCGGACUCAUGAUCCGAUAAGCUACAUCUCACCAGAGAGAGCACAGGCCGCACUUUCAAACCUUCCUGUGCCUGUUGGGAUGUUUAUGAAUAUGGCACAUGUCCCACCUCGCUUUUAUAACCAACAUCAACAGGCAGUGCAAGCACGUCAGAACCAGCGAAAUCGUGCUGCAACUCGCAACAAGGUCAAGAAUAGUCGCAAUAAUGUAGCCAAGAACAGCUUGACAUCUGGACAAGGGAGUCAAGAUGCCACUCAGCCAUACAGUCCACUCACACAGGGAAUGUCUCAGAGCAUGUCUCAGCCUGGGUUCAGUUUGUCUCAGCCAGGUCUUUCCCAGCCAGAACUGUCUCAGGAUAGCUAUAUGGUGGGCGAGUAUCAGUCACAGAUGGAUGGACUUCUCUCUCAAGAUUCUACAUAUCAGGGAGAUCGCUCGGCUUUCUACCCGGGCCCAUCACAGGGAGGACAGUUCUCUCAGCCAUACUGAGUAAAUGGGCGGUGACUGGUUCGCGGAGCGUCGCGGGAGCGGCACGACACGACAGAAUAACCCGGGCCAGCAAGGGGCGACAUCUGACCCGGCCUGCAUGGAUGAGAGAGGGAAUCAAACCAAUCAGCCAAGCAUUCCAGCAAAUGGCUACUGCAGGAAAGCAGGAUGAGGGAGGACAAUCGCUACCCACCGGAACCGGAAACCGACCCCGGAGAGGAGGAGAAGACACCUACCAGAUAACUGCAGCAAGACCAAUGCAUGUGGAGGCACAUGCUCCUAAGUACAGCUGAUAAUGCAAUACUCAUGAGUGGCUGCAAUGCAGGGCCUCAGGCUGCAGCUGCAGUUACGCUACAGUGCAAAACUGAUAGCUUUUAAAGAAUAUGUUAGAAAGAUUGGCAUUCUUGUGUGGAAUUGGAAAAUCAGUUGAGUAUGUCUACUUUUAGAAGAGUCUAACACAAUCUUUGUUUCUGGUAAAUUACCAAUCGUGAAAGUCAAGCUAGACUUACUGAAACUUCAGUUUUAAAUGUUUAGUUCCAUACAUUUGUUUACUAUUAUACAACAGUUUUUCAUUGGUAAAUCACAAGUUGAGGAUGGAUUGGACUCUGUUUCCACUGUUUUAUUCAGCAAGUAAUGUCUAAUAAAGCUUUUAGGAAUUUAAAUUUUGGCACCUUUUCCAGAUUUUGAUUAACAAGUAAAUGUGAUUUUUUUUGUCUUAUCUUUCUCACUUUGGAAUUAGUGUCAUGUUAGAUACAUAUAGAUGAAAAAGAAUAUUGGUUAUCCAAGUCACCAUUAUAUUAUCAAUCCAUGAUGAUUGAGAUAAUUUUUUAAGGAGGGGGCACAUUCAGUGGUAUAUUCUGUACAUUAUAAUGGCAAAGAAAUAAUUGGCAUUUAUGUGUCUUAGAAGUACAUUACAGAUCUGUAGGAAUGGCGUCAAGUCAUAGUGUAGACUGUUCAAUUUAAAUUUUAAAUUCUCUUUCCCCCCCCACCACUACAACACACAUAUUUUACUUCUUACGCAUUGAAUACUGGGCAGUUUGGUUUUCAUUAAAGAAGGAAGACCGGGUUAAUUUUGUAGACUAUGAUUGUAUUCCAGAGUAAAUGUUUUGUAUGACUUGCAAGUUGUAGGUACUUAGCAAGUCUAAACUGAGUUUUGACAUGCCUGUUAAUAUUAUUCACGCUUCCCAUAGUUCUCAUGGUUAAAGUGUUAAACUGGUUUCUAAGCAAAUGCAUUGUGAAAAUGCGACAAGAUAUUUGGACUGCACGUACUGUUAAGGCAGAUUUUGUAAAUGAAACUUCAAGAACUUGGGUGAUCAAAUUUUUGCGGUUGAUUUGUUGUUGUUUAUGUUUUGGAUUCUAUUUGAAUAUUAUAUACUGACUUGGAUAAGCAAAGUUCCAAAGUGUGAUAAUUCAUUGUGUUUGUUCCAUUACAAAUUCUAUUUUGGGGACAAGGUGGGCAUUUAAUUUGAAUUAAAUCAAUAUGCUGAUGUAGGUCAUUAUUGUACUGUUAAAAAUUAUGACCGUUCAUUUGUAUUAUUUGGUGGUCUUGGUAAAAUUAAACUGAAAAUUGUUCUUACUUCAUAA